This is a messenger RNA of Drosophila nasuta, 2660 nucleotides long. Its product is annotated as acid sphingomyelinase-like phosphodiesterase 3b. The transcript is spliced from 6 exons. The coding region runs from base 613 to 2196 and encodes 527 amino acids. Lineage: Eukaryota; Metazoa; Arthropoda; Insecta; Diptera; Drosophilidae. Gene Ontology annotation, molecular function: phosphoric diester hydrolase activity. The record is from RefSeq and is a predicted model, not a curated record.
GUCGCCAUCAACGUCGGUCGCUUCAGCUGAGCUGAGUGGGAAAAGCGUUAAACGCGUGUGAAAAGCGAAACACGCGAGUGCGAAACUACGAGACAAAAAUUGAUACAAGAAAAGCCAGAAUAAAAAGCCGCAAGCAAACAGGCAGCUGGCAAUUGGCAACUGGCGAAGUUGGCGCGUUUUUAUGACGACUUUUAACUUGGAUGAAAAUGGCUAAUAAUUUCGCAUCCGUAACCUUGCAACCCCUCGCGUCGCUGCCGUAGAGAUCUCUCUCCGUAUUCGUAUCCGUGGCCGUAUCCGUAGUGUGUCAUCCGUAUUCCGUAGUCCGUAUUCCGCAUUUUGGUAUUGUUGUUGUUGGCUUGUGACCGAGGGCAAGUGAAAUCACAAAAUUUAGCUAAUGAAUAAAAGUAAAACUGUGCAAAAACUUUUCUCGCAACAACAAAAGCCAAAGCCAAACGUUAAAGCAAAAGUUACUAAGGGGUAGUACAAAAAGUUCCACCUCGUUCAUAGCCCUUGAGCUGCUACAAAGGCAGCGGGUUCUCCAUCCUCCUGUUGCUGCCGUGCAACAGCAGCAGCAACAACAACAGAAGCAGCAGCAACAGCCGCAGCAGCUAAAUGACUAACUUCAGCUUUAGCUGGUUGUUAACCGCGCUCCUUGCGCUCCUUUGGAUGCCAGAUGUUGCCAACGCCCGCAUCGGCUACUUCUGGCACAUCAGCGACCUGCAUCUGGACACUUUGUACUCCACGCAGGGCGACGUCUACAGAAGCUGCUGGCAGCUGUCGCGUCCCGGGGCUUCAACAGCUCCACAGUCCAUGGAGUCGCCGGGUCCCUUUGGCAACUACAACUGCGACAGUCCCUGGAGUCUGGUGGAAUCGGCAGUCAAAACCAUGAAGGCCAAACAAGGCGACAACGUGGAGUUUGUGCUCUGGACAGGCGAUGCUCUAUCUCACUCAGCUCAACCAUUGUCCGAGCAGAAGCAACACGAAAUUCUACGCAACAUCACCGAGUUGCUGGGACGCAGUUUCUCGGCUCCGUUCAUCUUCCCGGUGCUGGGCCACGAGGAUGGCAGCAGCAGCAACAGCCAGCAGAAGUACAAGCAGAUGGGUGAACUCUGGCGCCAUUGGCUGCCCACUGAGGCACUCAACACCUUCGAACAAGGCGGAUAUUACUCCAUCGAACAGACAAAGAGUCGCCUGCGCAUCGUUGCCCUCAACACCAACUUUAUGCGGUUCGAUCACGAGCCAGAGCCAAGGAUGUCGCACAGUCUGCGGUGGCAUAACGAAUACUAUGGCGAACCCAAUGCUGCGAGCAGCACCAUGUCUGCUCAGGAUCAGCUGCUGGCUGAGCAGCAGUGGCUCUGGUUGGACGAGGUGCUCAGCAAGGCGAAGCAGAAGCAGGAGACGGUCUACAUUGUGGGUCACAUGCCUCCUGGCGUGGACGAGCGUCAGCUGGGACCUCAGCACAGUGGCCAGCUGAUAUUUACGGAGCGGAACAACAAACGCUACUUGGACACGGUGAGGAAGUACGCCUCGGUGAUACAGGGACAAUUCUUUGGCCAUCUGCACUCGGACACCUUUCGACUCAUCUACGAUGAGCAAGGCACGCCCAUCUCAUGGCUGAUGAUAGCGCCUUCGGUGGUCCCUCGAAAGGAGGGCAUUGGAGGCUCCAACAAUCCAGCGCUGCGUCUCUACAAAUUCGACACGGGCAGCGGCCAAGUGCUAGACUAUACGCAGUACUGGUUGGACUUGCCUCUAGCAAAUCGAGCUCAUGAACCUCUCUGGCAGCCGGAAUACAAUCUGACGCACUAUUAUGGGUUGGCCGACAUCUCGGCCAUAGCGCUGCACAACUUUGCCGAGCGUUUCACCGGCAAAGAUGCCUCGUGGUUUACAAGAUAUCAACGUGCCAAUGCCGUGAGAUUUCAAUCGAAUGCCGCCUGUCAGGGUCUCUGCAUGCUCAAUCAUUAUUGCGCCAUCACGCGCCUGGACUACGACGAGUUCCGGCUGUGUCUCGAGUCCGAGCAAUUGCCACUGCAAGGACAUGCCGCUGGCACCUUAAUGCUCAGCAGCAGCUGUGCUCUGGCCUCGCUGCUGCUGCUGUUGGCGUUUAGCUUCCUCAGCAGCUGCUGCAGAGAACAGACGUCGACGUCGACGUCAAAAGCAAACCUGGUCAUGUCCAGCAGCCAUUUAGCGAAUUUAUAAGGUGUCUCUCUCUCUCGAAGGUGGACUGAGGGAGACGCUUUGAAGCCCCAUCUCAAGCUGCUUGCAGGCGCACUCUUCCUAACAACUAGCUAAAAUAAAUCAAAUUAAAUAUCAAAAAUCAAAAAGCAAAAAAUACAGGCAUAAAUAAUACAACAAGAAUGAAAAACGAAAAUAAAUCGCGCUAUUUUAAUCUCAAAUGCUGUACGUGUAUGUGUCUGUGUAUCCUCUGUCUGUGUUGCUAAGCGAAUGUGUGUGCGAGUGUGUGUGUACGAGUGUGUGUGUAUGCAAGUGUGUGUGUGCGCCUGCCUGCGAGCCAUAUCAUAUGUGUGUGUGAUAAACUUUGUCUAUUAUUACAAUUAUUAUUACACUUACGAGUAUUACGAUGAUUAUUAUUAUUAUUAUGAUUAUUAUUACGAUUAUAAAUGUAUAUGAAUAUGAAAAUAAACGAGAAAUUUUUAAUGUUA